UCACAGCUAAACAUUACGAAUUGGCAAAGACCAGCAAAGACUAUAUAAACAAUAAUUGGCACUGACCUGAAAAAAAGGGUUUGGUUUAUUGUUUUGUGAAUUUUAAUUCUCAGACAUAGAAUAGAAAAUAAUAAAUUAUUACAAAAAGUCUUGUAAUAAUAGUGGUUAGGGUUUAGGAGUUUGUGUACAUUGGGAUCUAAUUUGCUCGAAAUGCCAUCCAAGCAAAGGAAAAUUGCUAUGAUGGGAUACAGAUCUGUUGGCAAAUCUUCUCUAAUCAUACAGUUCGUGGAAGGGCAUUUCGUCGAUUCCUAUGACCCGACCAUAGAAAAUACAUUUACCAAGUUUAUUAGGCUUAACUCAACUGAGUAUGAAGUCAAGUUGGUAGACACGGCUGGACAAGAUGAAUACAGCAUCUUCCCACUUCAGUAUAGUAUGGACUUUCAUGGCUAUGUGUUAGUGUACUCCAUUACUUCAAGUAAAAGUUUCCAAAUUGUGCAAAUAAUUUAUGAUAAACUCUUGGACAUGGUUGGUAAAAUACAUGUACCUAUUGUAUUAGUGGGUAACAAAACAGAUCUGCACUUGGAAAGGAAAAUAAGUACAGAGGAAGGAAAAAGACUGGCUGAAAAGUGGAAUGCUGCUUUUGUGGAAACUAGUGCAAAAAGGAAUGAGUCAGUCACCGACAUGUUUCAUGCAAUGCUAUCAGAAAUAGAGAGAUCAGAUGGACAUAUGCCUGAAAAGAACGGAUGUGUUAUUUCUUAAUGAAAACCUGAAUGGACAAUGCUUACAUAAUAUUUUAUGCAUAAAAUACACACACUGCUAUUGUACUUUGAUUAUUUAAAUAUCAACCUUAGCAAUUUCUUAGUUGUUGUUGUUGAGUUGUUUAGUUUCAAAUUUUAUGUCAAUAUUAAUAGUGUUGCCAGAUGUAUGAACUAAAAUAAAUAUUUGUGAUAACAUUAGGAUUCUUAAGUUUACUUUGGUCAUAAGUAUUGUAGUUAUUUAUAUUGCUUUUUAGUAGUAUUAAAUAAUCCCAGUCAUUAUAAAACAAGUAAACAACAUGUAAAAUAUAUAGAUCUGUGAUAUCUAACUCGCAAUUUUCACCCAAAUUUUUGGUGUAGGAUAAAUCAAUAAAACUUAAAAUAAAAUAUAAUAUGAAAAAUAUUUAUUAAAAACAUCUGGCAACAAAGCUGCUUAUGAUAUAGUACAUGAUACUAUUGUGGAUAAGUUAACAGCUUCAUUAAAACUCAUAUGUCAAUCGUGAUGUUGUUGUACAUGAUCUCUAAGCUUAACUAAAUUGACAGGUCUAAAUCUAGUGGUAUCCUUUCCCACAGCAAGUGUUAUGAAAGGGAUAGCAAUACAUAUUUUAGAUCUGUCACUUUUGUUUAGUUAAGAGAUUGUGAACAACCAAAUUAGCCACAUUGUGACUAAUUCUGUUAUAGAACAAUACACAAUCUCUAAACUAAAUUGACAGCUCUAAAUUUAGUGCUAUCCUUUUCCACAGGGAGUAUUGUGAAAAGGAUUAGACCUGUCAAAAAGUUUAGUUUACCUGCAAAUAAUUAGGCUUCAAAAUUAUUUGAAGCUAAGGCAAUUAAUUCUUUGGCUUCAAAAACAGUUAUACAAAUUACAAAUUCUUUAUCAAACUUGGACAGUUGUGACUAAUUCUGUACACAAUCUUUUAAAUAAAAAAAUAUAUUAAGUAAAAUUAAUGGUUUAAAUGUAUUGCGAUCAUAAUGCUUCCUAUGGAAAAGCAUAGCACUAGAUUUAGCGUCUGCAAUUUAGAGAUAGUGUAUAACAGAAUUAGCCACAUUGAGAUUGGUGACUAAGUAUGUAUUACACAAUCUCUAAACUAAAAUAAUACCUAUUCUAAAUGUAUACAUUUUCUAAACUGGACUAAAAUUAUAGCAAUAUUGUACAAUAUUGCUAUAAUUCAGUUAGUUUCAAGAUUUACAUUAGUUUAGAGAUACUAAAUUUAGUUUAGAAAUUGUGUACAGCAGAAUUAACCGCAGUAAUUGUGGUUAAUGUCACAGAAUUAUUAUCAUAUGAUCUAGAUUUUAUUAUAAGUCUAGUUUGUUUAAACAAAAACUAUUUUAUUAUAAUCAUACCUUAAAAUAUGCUUUCAUAGUUUUUGCAUAAUAAGCUGUAAUUUAAAUGUACAUAGUUCAGAUAUAUCUAGGUACGUAUUUUAUGCACUUGAAUUACGAUUAAUAAUAAUUGUUGUAAUUCAAAGCAUCAGUGAAGUGAGUCUAAUGUUAUGAGUGGCUAUAUUCUUUUAUUAUUA
This is a messenger RNA of Maniola jurtina (meadow brown), 2275 nucleotides long. It is a transcript of the gene Rheb, whose product is annotated as GTP-binding protein Rheb homolog. The transcript is spliced from 5 exons. NCBI's taxonomy places the organism in Eukaryota, Metazoa, Arthropoda, Insecta, Lepidoptera, Nymphalidae. Gene Ontology annotation, molecular function: GDP binding; GTP binding; GTPase activity. The coding region runs from base 211 to 759 and encodes 182 amino acids. Gene Ontology annotation, cellular component: plasma membrane. Gene Ontology annotation, biological process: small GTPase-mediated signal transduction. The record is from RefSeq and is a predicted model, not a curated record.